This is a messenger RNA of Quercus robur (English oak), 2669 nucleotides long. RefSeq names its product F-box/kelch-repeat protein At3g23880-like. Gene Ontology annotation, molecular function: protein binding. Lineage: Eukaryota; Viridiplantae; Streptophyta; Magnoliopsida; Fagales; Fagaceae. The record is from RefSeq and is a predicted model, not a curated record. The coding region runs from base 904 to 2214 and encodes 436 amino acids. The transcript has 6 exons.
GGAGAUUGGUAAUGAAGUUGAUUAUCGUUUUGAUGUGGCUGCUUACAUGGAGAACCUUGUUUUACUUGAUGGAGCAAAUGUGGUAUCUUACUAGGAAGAUGGUGCUAUGUGUCUAAUAAGGAAUAUCAUAACAGAUAAGUUGCUCUUUUAGAGCUUGAUGUAGUCGGUGACAAUGAGAGAACUUAGAAGAAUUUGGAGAAUUUGGGAAAAAGGUUGAAGGGAAGAUCGAAAAAGUGAGAGAAAGGCUUACUUGCGCAAUUGCCAUGGUGUGAUUUUUCCAAGGGGUGGAUUCUGUGUCUUACUGCUGUUGGCCCAUAGCCAGAUGCUGUUCUCCAUAGUUGUUGUCAACCCCAUAAUGAGAGUAAGGAAAUGGAGAGGAUUUGGUAGAAAUUGAAUUUAAGAUGUAGGAGAGUGAAGAGAAAGAAUUUUUUCCAGAAAGAGAAGUAGAGCAGGAAUGCUCCAAAGAGGAAGUGGACUCAAAGAUGAAUGGUGGUGAGAGCUUUGAUCAGAUAAUUGGGGUAUCUUUUACGGAAAACAUUAACGAUGGUGGAAGCCCACCAUCAAAGCAGCAGCAACAUAAGAAUAAGAUGAAGUUUUUGUUCGGAAAGUUUGGAAGUCUACCCAAGAAGGAUGGCACUAGCAACCAUAAGUGAUUCCUCAUGUGGGACAGUAUCUUGUUUCUGAAGUCAUCAAGUUUGUGGUGGGGUCAUGGUUCUCAUAUUCGCUUUUGGCUUGAUCCAUGGUGUGGGGAGGUGAUCCUUAAGCAGGUCUUUACGGCACCAUUUCGAAUGGCCUGAAAUAAAGAGACUUACAUGGUAGCCUAUAUGAGUUGGAAUAACAAAGUUCUUCAUUGGGACAUUCUCUUUACCACCAUUUCGAAUGGCCUGAAAUAAAGAGACUUACAUGGUAGCCUAUAUGAGUUGGAAUAACAAAGUUCUUCAUUGGGACAUUCUCUUUACCAGGAAAAUGUCCCAUGGGAAAGAAAAACGUGGAGCACAACCACCGACCCUGCAACGUAGGACGAACCAUGAUCUCCCAGAAGAAAUCGUGUUGGAAAUCCUAGCAAAGCAACCCGUGAAAUCACUCCUAAGAUUCAGGUGCGUUUGCAAACGCUGGUACUCUUCCAUAGCCAACCCCAGUUUCAUCUCCACCCACCUCAGUAACAAUCAUCACAAUCAGGGUCUUCUCAUACACUUGGCCAAAAAUAUUCGCAUACCUUCUUCUGGUCGUCUUGACAGUCAAGUCUGUACGCUCGCUCGCGGCCGCACGUUUGAAACCAUAUCCAAGUUUCCAAUUCCCUUCACUUUUAAUUCUUGGUUUCUUGUUUUAGCGGGUUCAUGCAAUGGCAUAUUGUGUUUCAGUGAUUAUAUGACACCAGGAUGUAAUGAUGUUUAUUUGUGGAACCCAAGUAUUAGAAUGUUUAAGAGGUUGCCCGAUACUUGCUUGACCCAGUUACGUAAAGUGGCACUCGGGCUUGGGUACGAUUCACAGAGUAAUGACUACAAGGUUGUCAAGUUUUCAUCGACUAUUGCUGAACCUAUGCCUCCCCCUGAGGUUGAGGUGUACUCGUUAAGUUCGGAUUCAUGGAAAAGAAUUGAACUUGGAAUCUCGUGGAGAUCCAAUGUUGUGUAUCGCAACUUUAAUUUUACUUUGACAUUCCCGGUUGUGAGUGGACAUUUGCAUUGGAUGAUAGAAAUGAUAGAAGAAGGAGGUGGGCAAGAGGGGCGUUCUACUGCUAUGAUUUUGUCAUUUGAUCUCAAUAGUGAGAAAUUCAAAGAGCUACCACUGCCUGAUGAAGAAGGAAGUUGUUUUAAGAAAGGACUCACCUCGUUCAAGGAAAAACUCGCUUUGAUUAAAUUUGGAAGUGGUGUACAACCACAUAGCAUGCUUUUAUGCUCCAUUUGGGUGAUGAGGGAGUACAGUGUAUUUGAUUCCUGGAAUAAACUUUGUGUUCUACCGAUUCAAAUUCUUACUGAUUUCAUUGGUUUCACCAAAUAUGGUGCACUUAUUCGAAAAAAGACUUGGCUGGUAUCCGCCAAUGGUGUAUUAAAGAGCAAAGAUAAGUGUGUCUUAAUUGACCCAGAAACUCUGCACGAGAAGGAGAUUAUUACUCAAGCUGAUUCUCAGUUAAAUGUAGCUACUUACAUGGAGAACCUUACUUUACUAGAUGGAGCAAAUGUGGUAUCUUAUAAAGAAGAUUUGCUAUGUGUGUAAGAAGUGAUGUCAUUGCAGAUUGAAAAAUAAUUUUCGCCAGAGGAAGAAGCAGAGCAGGAAUGCUUGUAAGAGGCAGAAGAAGCCUUUGCUUGGAAAGUUUGGAAGCUUACUCAAGAAGAAGGACACUAGCAACCAUAAGUAGAUAAAUAGACCAGUUUGGUCUAACUUGUGCCCUGCUAGCAGGCAGACAUAUUUGGUAUCAAUUUGCACCUAAUUGUGUUUGCUUCAUUUUUAUUUUUUUUGCUUCCAGAAAGCAGAAUAGGUUUAAGAAGUGAAGAGGCUUCUAUUAUCUUUUUAGUUUUUUCCUUCUAUCUCUUUUGUUUUUUAAAAUAUGAGUACUCAUGUAGGACAGUAUCUUGUACGUGAUGGAGAUUUUUAUGCCUUCAUUUUCAUUUUGUGUUCAUUGCCCUUCUUAUCUUAGAUUUUAUGAAAAGGAGUGGUAAUUUGAAUUUGAA